AUGACUGACCCGGGAGCGCUUUCCUCGUGGAAUCCCACAGAAGGCAUCUUUUCCCUCAAUGAUGAAGCUCCCAAACCGCGACCACGAGCGUGGGAACGCGCUCCGAAAUCUCCUGUGCUAGCUCGUCACCAUGGGCGCAAGGUGUGGAAGCGUCAUGAGGCUCCCGCCAAACCGGAAACAAAAGAAGAAUCCCAAGAUGCUGAGCAGACUCGGCAAGCACUGGGUGAUACUACUAAUACCCCAAGGCCUGUGAAGCGUUUGCGACUGAGGGAUGUGCCGAAGAUUGAGAACAAUGGAAAGGAAAAUAAAGCCGCUCAGUACCUCACUACGCUGCGUGAUAAGGAGAGUGCAGGCACUCCAAGACGCAAACAAGCGAGCAAGAAGAGCCUCAAGCCCGACAACGCGAGAGUCAAGACACAAAGUGCUGAUGGUAUUACGCCGAUGAUCGUCGAUAAUUCUAAGGAUGCCGUACAAGAUGAUACAUUGCUCGCUCGAGAAAGCCCGGCUUUGGAGGAUGUUCGUGAGCUGUUAAGCUCAGGUGAUGACGCUGCAGGUGCAGUAGAGAUUGCAGACACAAUCCCACCCAGCCAUUCGGUCAAGCUCCCAAAAGAUGAGAUAGUUGUGGAGACUGCAUGCGGAACAUCAUCCGAGACAAUCACCAAUACCGAUCAAGCCGCUUCAACAGAUGAGGUAUCUCUAGAGAAUGGAGCACUAACCGUGUCCGAGACUGCUAUCAUUGCUGGUAAAGCUAUCGAAACGGACAACGACGUUGCCAGUACGCAGGCGGUGUCUGAGGACACAGACGGCUUACUUAUAAGUUGCGAUGCAACGUCAGCAGCAAAGAUCAUUGUCCUGUCACCAUCUCAUCACGAAGAGACAGUGAAUGCCGAGGGAGCCGUGACGGUUGAUAGUGGGAGUGCUUUGUCGCCAAACGCAAAUCACUCAUCCAGCAUACUCGAGGCUUUGCCAAUUGAUAUUGCGGAUGUCUCCUCGUCGACGGUGAUGGAUUCGCCAAAAACAUUGACUGAAGGGGCGCUCGUUUUUGAACAGCCAAAUCUCGACUCAUCAUUAACGCCAAGCGUUCGUUCGAGGACGCCGAAACGUGCAAGCCCCAGGAAGAAGCCAAAUCUGAUGUCACCACACGCAGUGACAACUCCUGGCGCUACCGGCACCCCAAAACAACUGCUUCCUGCGAAACCGUUACGGGCAGAUAACCUAGGUGAAUCUCCGCAGAUAGGGACUAGUCUUCUCAGAAGAGAAAGCUUGCGACGAAAAGAAAGUCCUGGCAAGAAGAAAGAUGCACGAAAGAAUAAGACCCCAAAGAAGAGGGAUACACUACAACGCAGGGACACUUUGCAAGAAAGAGAGAUUCUGCAAAAGAUCAUCGCGGAGACCAACGCAUAUCACAGCGAUGAAAAUCUGGAUGCUCGGCCCAUCGAAGCUAGCAUUCUUCCAAGCAGCAGCUCGGCACCUGGAGCCGAAGAUAACGUAGGAGACAGCGUACAUGGUAGCCCAGAGCUCAUUCUUCGUGCGGAACAGCCUGAAAAUGACAUCGUUACCGGUGCGGAAGCCAUCUUGCCCGCUAUUGAUGAGACCAAUGUCGAGAAGGAUCUGCAUAGGGCCAUAGAAGCCACCGAGGUCUACGAGCAUCCAGGUAUCGCUGACGCAAGCCAACCCCUGCUCGACCUUACUCCGGAUGACACUCAGGGGAUGGAGGCUAUGGGGAAGGCCAAUGAAGUCCUUGCGAAAACAGAACUUGACGGCGUAUCGCAGGUAAUGGAAGCUACCAAAAAGCAGACGCCUAAUCAGAAGACGCGAUCAGGAGCCCGCUUUAGUGACGACACUAGCAUGCUCAAAGACUUCCUUAAUCGCGCACAAGCCAGGAAAGCUGCGCAGAAGCCUAUCUUAUCAGCACCAGCUGCUCCGAUACCGCAACAUUCUCCACGUCGUUCUCCACGUAAGACGCACGGAUCUCAAGAUGGCCAUGCUUCAUCGCCACAGAAGCCGCGAAAUGUCGCUCAUCGACCCGGUACUCCACCCGGCACGCCGAAGAUGGAGGCACUGGAUUCCGACGACGGUGAAGAGCUCACUGCAGAGCCUGCAUCCUGCCGACGCAGCACGAGGACUCGCCUACCUGCACCAUCCAAAGCACUUCCAGGCGCCCCAAGCUUUAUUCCCGUCAGAAGGGCAGAUGGUACUGAUCCGGUUGUAUUGCAAAAGUCACAAGCCCAGGACCUGGCCGUCAGCACGCGCGCGAACACUCGACGAAACAAAGGUCAAUCGAAGCCGCCUCUUCUAGCUCUGCAGGAUCUCCCCACGGAACGUGCAGAUCUGACAAGUACGGCCAAACAAGGAGCCGAAAAUGGGAAAUCGGUGGCGUGGGCCGAGAGACUCGCAUCUUACCAGGACGCGAAAGGUGAAGCAGAUGACGCAGAAGAGAGGCGACCGAAAGUGCGCAGAUUGAGGGGACUAGGGGCCGUGAAUGGGACGUCAGCAGCCAAGAGAACGACGGCGGUUGUGAGUACUUCGAAUGGGACACCAGCGCCUAAAGGUCGAGGAAAAGUGUGA
Letharia columbiana is the source of this 2568-nucleotide messenger RNA. RefSeq lists its product as uncharacterized. NCBI's taxonomy places the organism in Eukaryota, Fungi, Ascomycota, Lecanoromycetes, Lecanorales, Parmeliaceae. Bases 1 to 2568 code for a protein of 855 amino acids. The transcript has 3 exons. The record is from RefSeq and is a predicted model, not a curated record.